UGCGGGACUAAUGAUUCAGGUAAUUCCGAGCAUUGUCAAUUCACAAGUCGAAUGAACAAUGCAUGAGCAAGACCUAAACAUCUAGCAAUCAUCCAAGGAUUGCAUCCAACCGAGCGCAAGGCCCAGGCUUCGACGUCCGUCCAGUCGAGGCUGGCUAAGUUCUUUCUUCUUUCUUGUUCACUUUGACUCUUCUACAUUUCCGAUCUUUACUGUUUUCGGGUUUUCUGGAUCUUCCUUCUUCUGGGGCUGACAAUUCGACCACCGAUAACUUAUCCAGUUUCACCCAACUCACUGCACGGCAGAUGGGGCAACAACAAACAGGGAUUGAACGAAUAUGUUCAACCGACUGCUGGCACUGAGAAUCCGAUUUGUCCUUCCUCCUAUCCCCAUCGUAGGUCCAGAUUCGUGGAAAUCCUUGGAUGAUAAGCCGUUCGCUGGUGGGUGCGGUGCACCCUGCACAAGUACAGGUACAGGCACAGGUACAGGUACAAGGACAGGUACAACUGCCACUUUGACCCCCUCCUUUUCCUGUGGCAUCCAGCAGACCGAUGGAUGUAUCUACACGCAAUGAUCAAUAGCACAGGAAACGGGGAGGCCACAAACACGCUCAUCUCGCCCAGGCCCCAUGAUUG
Molecule: messenger RNA, 632 nt
Organism: Aspergillus aculeatinus CBS 121060
Lineage: Eukaryota; Fungi; Ascomycota; Eurotiomycetes; Eurotiales; Aspergillaceae
Exons: 1
Coding region: 335-571 (78 amino acids)
Source: RefSeq, a predicted model, not a curated record